Planococcus citri (citrus mealybug) is the source of this 3602-nucleotide messenger RNA. RefSeq names its product plexin-A4-like. Gene Ontology annotation, biological process: regulation of cell migration; positive regulation of axonogenesis; negative regulation of cell adhesion. Gene Ontology annotation, cellular component: semaphorin receptor complex; plasma membrane. Lineage: Eukaryota; Metazoa; Arthropoda; Insecta; Hemiptera; Pseudococcidae. Gene Ontology annotation, molecular function: semaphorin receptor activity. The transcript has a single exon. Bases 249 to 2921 code for a protein of 890 amino acids. The record is from RefSeq and is a predicted model, not a curated record.
GUCUAGUAGGAAUAUAUGUGAAUGGUACGUUCGCAGAAUCUAAACGCUAUUUCAAAUUUGUUGAUCCAAAAUUUGGACUUAUUCAUCCUAAGGAAGGCUCAGUGUAUGGCACUACCAAACUCAUUAUUUAUGGACAAAAUCUGAAAGUUGGAACUGUUGUCAAAGUUUUCAUUAGUAACAUAAGGUGUGAAGUAUUUUAUUGGGACCAACGUGAAAUAAAAUGUAUUACUCAGCCAUCUUCCAUCAUUAUGGAGGGUAAUGUUACAGUAAAAUUUGACGCUAACAUUCGCACGACUAACUUCAUUUAUAAGUAUAUUAACGUUACUCGAGAUGAAAACGGAUUUAAUAUUAUACCAAAAGGUAUCCCUGCUGGGGGUAUCAAAGUGUCUAUACAUGAUAAUAUAGGCCCGCAUAUAUCAUCAAUUGGUGAAAUGAUUUUCCAAGUGAGUUACAAUGGUCAAACUUAUAAUAGCUCGAAAUGUAAAAAGAAGAAUGCCAUUUUGAUGUCUUGUUUAUCUCCUCGCAUCCCAGAAAUUGACAGCGAUUCGAUAGAUAUAGAAAAUCCAAUAGUAUUGAAUUAUGCGUUAAUAAUCACACCAAAUGAAACAAAUGCUAACACAAGUUCAAUUAAAAUUGAUUCUUUCAAGUUUUUUCUGUACCCCAAUCCAAUUUUUUACAAUUUUUCUAUCGCUGAGCAUGAUGGAAAAUAUCGUGUCACUAUCCGAGGGAAAAAUAUAGGCGAUGCCUGCCAAAAAUGUGAUUUUAAUGUAUCGAUGGGAAACAGUAAUUGCACAGUAAUUUCAAUAUCUCGAAGUUACCUUAUUUGUGAGCUACCAAAAUCUGAUAUAAUACAGCUCACUGUUCAUGAAAAUAUUACAGUACACAUUGGAAAAAAUCUUCAUAAGAUUGUCCCCAAAGUGAAAGAGAGCCCUGAUACAUCCAAGAUCAUCAUAAUAUGCAUCUGCAUACUCGGUUUCAUCAUUGCAACUCCUUUAUUCAUUUGGCUCAUUCGUUAUAAAAAAUUUGUUACAAGUUCAAAACAAAUGCAACAACGAAUGGACAGGCUUGAAAUGUGCGUAGCUGCUGAAUGCAAAGAGGCCUUUGCCGAACUUCAAACUGAAAUAUUCGAUUCUCCAUCAGAUAACUUCACUAAUAGAUUACCAUUUCUCGACUACAGUACAUUUGUGAUGAAGAAUGCAUUUCCCAACAUCGAUGAUCAUUCCAUUAUACUCGGUGUAAAUUCAACACUUAUCCACAGAGAGAAUCCCCUUCAGUUGCUUUAUCGAUUAAUCCACAAUAAAUCAUUCCUAUUGAUAUUCAUCAGGACGUUGGAAAGUCUCGAGAGUUUUUCCAUGAAUGAUCGUGCAUAUGUGGCCUCGUUGAUAAUGAUAGCAUUACAAAACAAAAUGGAGUAUUGUACCGAUAUUCUCAUCACCCUACUCGCAGACCUGAUCAAGAAAUACAUGAAUAGCAAAACUAACCCUAAACUUUUACUUCGACAAACCGAAAGCAUGGUUGAAAAAAUGCUUUCUAUCUGGUUUACCUUCUUACUUUAUGAAUUUUUGACAGAGACUGCUGGAAAACCAUUAUUCAAAUUAUUUAAAGCUAUAAAACAACACAUUAACAAAGGUCCUGUCGAUAUGAUCACACAUGAAGCUCGAUAUUCUCUAAAUGAAGAAAAACUUCUAAGACAAUGUAUUGAUUAUCAUCCUAUAACUGUGCAUGUGAAUGCUACUCAAGAAGAUGCUGUUUUUAUCGGGUUAGAAUCAUCUGUAGACAUGAAACCAGUCAGUGUACUUGAUUGUGAUUCGAUUUCUCUAGUUAAAAAGAAGAUUUUGGAUGCAUUAUGUCGUAAUGUAGGUUUCAGCGAGCGUCCUAAAGUAUCAUCAUUCGAGCUUAAAUGGUGGCACAUGAUUUUAUUAGACGAUGACUCCAGUUCAAUAACUGAAGGAGAUUUAAAACGAAAAAAUACAUUGCUCCAUUACGGCGUUCAAGAUGGUGGAAAACUGAGCCUAAUCUCGAAAAAAACUAUUCACCGCUGGACAUCAAUUAACAGUUAUGCAGGAAAACCAUCCAUCAGCAAUAAGUACAAAUCACUGUCAUCAGAUCCCGACUACAGGUCUUUAUUAUCUCGAAAUAAUACCGAUAAUGAUCGCAAUUACAUGAAGGAAUGGCACCUUGUCAAACCUUGCGCUUCUGAUGAUGAUACCGGAGGUCACGACAGAUAUAAUAAAAUGGUAUCUGAAAUUUACUUGACAAGAUUAUUAGCUACCAAGGGCACAUUGCAUCAUUUUGUUGAUGAUUUAUUCAAGGCCAUACUGAACCAAGAAUCUGAAAGUGACUGCUUUCCAAUGGCUAUUAAGUACAUGUUCGAUUUUCUAGAUUAUCAAGCAUUCAUACACAAUGUCAUUGACCCAGAAGUUGUGCACGCAUGGAAAAGUAAUUGUUUACCUUUACGAUUUUGGGUUAAUUUAAUCAAGAAUCCAAAUUUCUUAUUCGAUGUGCACAAAUCAGAAACUGUCGACUCUUGUCUCAGCGUAGUAGCUCAAGCUUUUAUGGAUUCUUUCUCAACUGCUAAACAUAAUUUAGGCAAAGAUUCGCCUACUUCGAAAUUACUAUACGCCAAGGACAUUCCAUUUUAUAAGGAAUGGGUUAAAAAAUACUACUCGCAGAUUAGAGCCAUGCCUGUUGUAUCACGUGAUGACAUGGAAAGGAUGUUGGCAAAUGAGUCUUCACUCCAUGCUGCUGAUUUCAACAUCGAUGGGGCAGUUUUUAAAUUACACGAAUAUAUGGUGAAGUAUAACGAAGAGUUAAUGGCUGCCUUGGAAAAAGAUAAAUCUUCAUGGAAAUAUUCACUUACACAACAGUUGGAUCAAGUGAAUAAAAUGAUGUCCAUGAAUUUCAAUACUCAAUGUAGAUGAGGUAUAAAUAUUGAGUUCAAAGCAAGGGAUAUAAAUAUUAUUCCUUAUUGGCUCAAAGCUAAGAUUUCUGCGUUCGUUUGGAAUAAGGAAACUUUUUGAACUCAUACUCUCUGAUUUGAAUUAAAAAGACUCAAAGUAACUUGAAGGAGCAUCCCUAUGGGCAAAAUGAAUCGGAUAUAAGGCCGUUAUUUCAGAAGCGCCAACAAAUUAUGCGGCAUCAUGGACGAAAACGUCAACGCGGCAGUUCAAUUGAAAAAGCGGUCUCAUAAUGUUGCGCUCCUACAACUGAUUUCUAAAAAACUGCCGUCUUUGCAAUUAUCGGCCGCAAUGCCGCAUAUUUGUUUGGCGUUUCUGAUAAAGACGUCUGUAGUAGCAAAUUUCUUGGAAACUCUUCUAGGGCAUACGGCCGUUCAAAACUUAUCAAUAUAACGAUCUGCAUGUACACCACCUGAUUUCCAGGAAUGAAGCUAGUCAGUAGUUAUCUACAGAUAAAGCACACUCUUAAUGUGGAGAUUUGCGUCUGGUUUAGGUACAUGAUAAGUUUUCGUCAAUGGUUUUUUUUGGUCAGUUCGUUUCUGUCGUUUGUUUAAUGGUGAUGUUUUUUUACUGCUAAUAUAAGUACUGCUACGAGUAGAUUUUUUAAAAUGUCUUAUGAUUCAAUUUUUAUGAACGCUUUUUUUG